CCACUGUGACCGGUGAUUCAAUGAAGAGAACGCCUAGAUAAAGGCUACCAGCGUAGGAAAGCUGUCACUGCUUCGCUGCUUACCUUUUUCCUUUCAUUAACCUCAACAUUUCCUAAAUCCCCCCAAGAUACAUCCUCCUCAAGAUUUUCAGCACAGCGCAAGAUCUGAGGUGCCACCCCCUCCGUAUUCUCUACACAAAAAUAUCAUCCUCAACUCAACAUGAAGGCAAGAGAGGCCAAGCAUGCUCCUUCAGCAGAUCUCUUAGUAUGUUUCCCUUCUCGAGCUCAUCUGACUCUCAUGCCCAAGCCCAUUUGCAGCCCCGCCAGGCCUUCUGAUUCCACCAAACGCCACCUCGGCCACCACCUUAAGAAAUCAAGCACCAGAGGUGGUGGUGGUGGUCAAGCUAGCCCCAUGCUUUGGACCAAAACCAAGUCUAUGGGCUCGGAGAUUGCCGAACCAACCUCUCCGAAAGUCACUUGUGCUGGUCAGAUCAAGGUCAGGCCGAAAACCGCUGCUUGCAGGAGCUGGCAGUCGGUGAUGGAAGAAAUAGAGAAAAUUCACAAUAACAGAAAACAGAGGAAGCGAUCCGGCUGGGCCGACUCUUUUGGUUUCAAGAAGGAGAUAAUGCAGUUCUUGACUUGUCUGCGAAGCAUACGGUUCGACUUGCGAUGCUUUGGUUCGUUCCCCGAGACGGACGCCACCUCUCAGGACGAAGAAGAGGAUGAAGACGAUGGGUAUGGAGGAAAUCAAGUGCGUAUGGAUGAAGGCGAGAAAGAAGCUUCAAGAACCGUCUUUUCUAAAUGGUUUAUGGUGUUGCAAGAGAAUCAAAAUACUGGGUUUCACGGAGAAGACGAGAAGCAGAAAGGUAAGGUGGGGGAUGAUGGAUCAGAGGCCGAGCCCACUGUCCCUCCACCGAAUGCACUGUUGCUCAUGCGCUGUAGGUCGGCUCCGGCAAAAAGCUGGUUGCAAGAGAACCAAGAAGGAAAAAGUGCCGAACCAGAGAAAGAGAAAGCCAGUGAUGAAAAAGUAGAUAAAGAGAAAGUAGAGCUAAAGAAAGGGAGGAGUUUGAAGUCAUUAAUGGACGAAGAGAAGAGAAAGAAAGAGAAUUUGGUAGUGAUGAAGUAUGACUCUGAUUUUUACGAAAUUUCAUCGGAUAUUGCCCAAGAGACAUGGAUUGUUGGGGGACUAAGCGAUCCGUUGUCAAAGAGUCGGAGUUGGAAAAGAUGAUGAUCCACUUCUUACUUCAGACACACUCUUUUCUUUUGAAGUCAUUAACUUUGAUUUCCAACUAUGACGAGGUUUGUGCCUUUCCCAUCCCGAAACUACGUUGGUGUGACCACUGGGAAAGCUAAUAAUUAGUUCGGAGUAUUAGCGUUUUCGGUUAUACUCAAUAUUAGUUGAUAGUUAAAUGCAUAAAACCUGUACAGCUUUUUAAUUUCUUUUCCCAAGAUUUUGCUUUGGCAAUUACGUGUAUGAAGUUGUGUACUCUGUUUUGUAACCGAGUUAUUAUGAAUUCGAACGAAUAUGUGAUCUUCUUUUCCUC
Messenger RNA from Neltuma alba, 1543 nucleotides. RefSeq lists its product as uncharacterized. The transcript has a single exon. The record is from RefSeq and is a predicted model, not a curated record. NCBI's taxonomy places the organism in Eukaryota, Viridiplantae, Streptophyta, Magnoliopsida, Fabales, Fabaceae. The coding region runs from base 220 to 1227 and encodes 335 amino acids.